This is a messenger RNA of Asparagus officinalis (garden asparagus), 977 nucleotides long. RefSeq names its product LIM domain-containing protein WLIM2b-like. Gene Ontology annotation, biological process: actin filament bundle assembly. The transcript is spliced from 6 exons. The record is from RefSeq and is a predicted model, not a curated record. Lineage: Eukaryota; Viridiplantae; Streptophyta; Magnoliopsida; Asparagales; Asparagaceae. Gene Ontology annotation, cellular component: actin cytoskeleton; plasma membrane. Gene Ontology annotation, molecular function: actin filament binding. Bases 94 to 756 code for a protein of 220 amino acids.
UUCUUUCCUUCCUUAACGUCGCCUUUAGUCUGCACAAAAAAGGCGAAUCAGUUUCGAUCCUUAAUUCAACGUUUUUAUUUUUUCCUUGGCACAAUGUCGUUCAGCGGAACUCAGGAUAAGUGUAAUGCGUGCGACAAGACUGUUCAUAUCUGCGACCUGUUGACGGCUGAUGGCGUCCCCUAUCACAAAACCUGCUUCAAAUGCAGUCACUGCAAGGGGAAUCUAACUAUGUGCAGCUACUCAUCCAUGGAUGGUGUCCUCUACUGCAAGCCUCACUUUGAGCAGCUCUUCAAGGAGACUGGCAGCUUCUCCAAGAAAUUCCAUACUCCGCCCAAAUCUGAGAACAAGGAACUGUCAAGGGCACCAAGCAAGGUCUCCUCCAUGUUCUCUGGAACCCAGGAAAAAUGUGCCGUCUGCAAUAAGACUGUUUACCCUUUGGAGAAGAUAACUGUGGAAGGGGAGUUUUACCAUAAGACCUGUUUCAAGUGUUCUCAUGGGGGAUGCAUACUCACAACAUCAAACUAUGCUGCAUUGAAUGGGAUUCUCUACUGCAAGCAUCACUUUGCUCAGUUGUUCAUGGAGAAAGGAAGCUACAACCACUUGAUUAAGACUGCUUCGAUGAGGAAGAACUCGGCUGAACAGGUGGUCCCACCAGAAUUAGACCUGACAGUGGACCCCGCAGCAGAGGCAGAGGCAGGGGUGGCGAGAGAGACAGAGACACAGCCGGAAGCGGAGACAGAGAGCACUGCAGAAUAGUCAUAAAGAGGGUGUUUUUUACUUGAUUUUUUUCGGUCUAGCUCUAAAAAAAGUUUUUAUUUCUUUUUUAUCAGCUUUUUUUGGCCUUUUUGCAGAUUUUAAUAUGAAACUCAUGAAAACAAGGGGAAAAUAAAGUUUGUACUCAGUUGUUACCUGUAUUAUUGUUGUUGUGAUAUUGGGGAUUAUUUGUUUUGAAGAAAGGUGGAUGUUUAUACGUUGAA